AUGGGGGCCACUGAUAUUGAGAAGGUUGAGCUGUCUUCCUACCAGCUCAAGGAUGUUGCACAGACUUGGUGCAAAAUGUGGCAAAAUAGCCGUGUCCUAGGUGGAGUGCCAGGCACAUGGGAGCUGUUCAAGACAACAUUUUUGGAAAGGUUCUUCCCUAGAGAGAUUAAGGAGGCCAAGGCUGAGGAGUUCAUCAACCUUAAACAAGGAUUGAUGACGGUCAGAGAGUAUUCGCUGAAGUUUGUGAAGCUAUCAAGAUUAAUGGUGCAUGUCCACCAGGUAGAGGACAGCCGAAAGAGAAGAGGUGUACGUGAUAUUAGGAGGCCUAGGCCUCAAGAUCAGGUAGGUCCCAGCCAUGGAGGCCAUAGAAAUAUUUUUGGCGUCCGUGACCAGCCCAAAUUCAAGAAGGGGCAACAGAGUUCUGGGAUUUCUAACCCUCAAAGAAAUACAACACCUAGAGGAGGCAGACCCGAACCCAAGAGGGGCAAUGGAGGGGAGAUGCAGCGUCCAAAGAAGACUUGUGCUAAGUGUGGUUGA
Solanum pennellii is the source of this 537-nucleotide messenger RNA. RefSeq lists its product as uncharacterized. The transcript is spliced from 2 exons. The record is from RefSeq and is a predicted model, not a curated record. The coding region runs from base 1 to 537 and encodes 178 amino acids. Lineage: Eukaryota; Viridiplantae; Streptophyta; Magnoliopsida; Solanales; Solanaceae.